This is a messenger RNA of Linum tenue, 2076 nucleotides long. The record is from the annotation of a GenBank genome assembly. Lineage: Eukaryota; Viridiplantae; Streptophyta; Magnoliopsida; Malpighiales; Linaceae.
CCUCCGGUCCGGUUUUGAAAACAGAACUUGUCACCAUAAUCAUGUCCCUUUUAUCACUUUGUAUUUUCUUAUCAACAUUUCCAAACCAACAAAAUAAACCAGAAGUCAAGGCGCCUAGCCAACUGCCAAUGGAUUCUCCUUUCCCCAAUCUCCAUAUGAUUGUAGUUUCUCUUUCCAGUUGGAAAAGAAAAGGCCAGUUGCCUUUUCUGGUGGAUUCCUUGUUCACUCGAAACAAUUUACCCACGCAACAGAAGAAGAGAAGAAGAAGAAGAUUCACACAGAGGUCGCAUCAGCGACAGCUUCAGAUACUUCUUUUCUUCUCCUAUCCUCUCCUCUUCUUUCUCCCCGCAACUUGACCAAAAAUAUCUUCGUAUCUACCUAACAAUUGGUUUUCCAUGGUUUCUGACCUCUUUCGCUCCAAUUGAGGAUUCAUGUUCUGAGCUAUAUUUCCUUUUCGUUCUCCGAGGGCUCUCUUCUCUCUGGUAAAUGGCAGAUGCUAUCCUGUUGCCAUCUUUUCGGGUUUCUUCCUCCCUGCUUACCACGGCCUCUGCUUCCACCUUGAAUUCCUCUUCCCAGCCCGCUAUUUCGCCCCUUAGCUCGUGUUCGGACAGGAGGGCUUCGCCCUUUCUGUUCGUCUCUUCUGAUGGCGUCUCUCCCUUUGUUCCAGCCCCAAAGAAGCAAUUCCACUCCUUAAAGGUACAUGCAACUAUUGCUGAGACAGACCAGCCAAAAUGGUGGGAGAAAAAUGCUGGCCCAAAUAUGGUUGAUAUUCAUUCUACACCAGAAUUUUUAAGUGCCUUGAGUGAAGCUGGAGAGAGAUUAGUUAUUGUGGAAUUUUAUGGAACAUGGUGUGCUUCUUGCCGAGCAUUGUUUCCCAAGCUCUGCAAGACCGCCCAAGAACACCCGGAGAUUCUAUUCCUGAAGGUCAAUUUUGAUGAAAACAAGCCAAUGUGUAAAAGCCUGAAUGUUAAGGUGCUUCCUUUCUUCCAUUUCUACCGAGGGUCUGAAGGUCAACUGGAAGCCUUCUCUUGUUCGCUUGCUAAGAUCAUUGUAGGGAAUCUCAGAAUAGGCUCUCAUGACCAGCCGAAAAAUUCGAACCCCAUUGACCAACUUCAGCUGAACUUUAGUAUAAUCGAGGUUACUGAUGUUACUUGCUGCACGCCAACUUAUGCACGAUCCUUCCCUCCGAAACACGGUGAUUUUGCAGUUUCAAAAGAUAAAAGGCGCAAUCGUGAAGCACAGCACAGAACGUUGCAGCAUUGGUCCACCAAAGGGCGUAGGAGAGCUCACUCUCGAUUCCGUUUCUGCUCCGAAGGACAACCUUCCUUCAUGAACCAGCAUUCUUUCUUCCCUACACGUAUAUUUAUUCUCCAGGAUUUGCGAGCUGGUAUUGACUUGAAAUUAGCCUCCAUUAGAUCGGGAGAAAUGACGAGAUACGGAACAAUUCCAUCUUCGUCGCAAUCACAGCAGCCGCCGUCGUCGCCGUUUCCUUCGUCAACGAUCCCACCCAUCUGGGCUCAAAAUAUUAGACCCACCGUCGAGAACCUCAUCGCCACCGCCAGGCCAUGGAAGCUCAUGAUCCAACCCCAAUCCCUCACACUCCCAGCCACAUUAAACCAAUCCAUCGACAGAAUCAACGCCAACGUCGCCUUCUUCCGCAGCAAUUACGCCAUCCUCGCCGCAUCUGCCCUGUUCCUCUCCUUGCUCUGGCACCCUGUCUCCUUCAUCCUCUGCCUCGCCGUCGCCGCGGCGUGGCUGUUCCUCUAUGUCCUCCGGAGCGGCGAGGAACCCUUGGUGGUUAAUGGGCAGGUCGUCGGCCAGAAGACGGUGGUGUCGUGGCUGCUCGCCGGCACGAUUCUGGUGCUUUUGUUUACGGAGGUGGCGAAGGACAUGGUCGUGGGGUUGUUCUCCGGGAUUGCUUUGAUCGUUGCCCAUGGAGCGUUGAGGGAGACCGACGACCUGGUGGCGGCCAUCGGCGGUGGAGCUGUGCAGGAUCCCGAAGCGUUUGGAUCGUCGUCGGCGGUUGCAAUUCCCGGCUCGUACCAAGCCGUCGGCAAUAAGAACAUUAACAUGUAG